Peromyscus eremicus (cactus mouse) is the source of this 2519-nucleotide messenger RNA. RefSeq names its product amyloid beta precursor protein binding family A member 2 (gene Apba2). NCBI's taxonomy places the organism in Eukaryota, Metazoa, Chordata, Mammalia, Rodentia, Cricetidae. The record is from RefSeq and is a predicted model, not a curated record. Gene Ontology annotation, cellular component: cytoplasm; plasma membrane; dendritic spine. The coding region runs from base 98 to 2467 and encodes 789 amino acids. Gene Ontology annotation, biological process: chemical synaptic transmission. Gene Ontology annotation, molecular function: protein binding; amyloid-beta binding. The transcript has 13 exons.
CAGGAAGACUGGAUCACCAGGAGGCUUUUCAGGACAUUAUCAAGGCACUCGUUUUUGUGGCUGCUUCCAGGUAAUAAUGGCUGUAUGAGUGUCUGCCAUGGCCCACCGCAAGCGCCAGAGCACUGUGAGCAGCAUGUUGGACCACAGGACCAGGCCAGGUCCUAUCCCCCACGACCAGGAGCCUGAGAACGAAGACACAGAGCUGCCUUUGGAGAGCUAUGUACCCACCGGCCUGGAGCUGGACACUCUGCGGCCAGAGAGCCCCACACCUGAGGAACAGGAGUGCCACAACCAUAGCCCUGAUGGGGACUCCAGCUCUGACUAUGUCAACAACACAUCUGAGGAGGAGGACUAUGAUGAGGGCCUCCCAGAGGAGGAGGAGGGUGUUACCUACUACAUCCGGUAUUGUCCUGAGGAUGACAGCUACCUGGAGGGCAUGGAUUGUAAUGGGGAGGAGUACAUAGCCCACGGUGCACAUCCCGUGGACACCGAUGAAUGUCAGGAAGCAGUGGAGGAGUGGACGGACUCAGUGGGCCCUCAUACUCAUAGCCACGGGGCUGAAAACAGCCAGGAAUACCCGGACAGCCACCUGCCUAUCCCAGAGGAUGACCCUUCUGCCCUGGAGGUCCACGACCAGGAAGAAGAUGACCACUACUGUCCCAGCAAAGAGAGCUACCAGGACUAUUACCCCACAGAGGCCAAUGGGAACACAGGUGGCGCCUCCCCAUAUCGCGUGAGGCGUGGGGAUGGGGACCUGGAGGAUCAAGAGGAAGACAUCGACCAGAUAGUGGCUGAGAUCAAGAUGAGCCUGAGCAUGACCAGUAUCACCAGUGCCAGUGAGGCUAGCCCUGAGCACAUGCCUGAGCUGGAUCCUGGGGACUCCACAGAGGCCUGUCCACCCAGCGAGACUGGCCAUGGGCCCAAUAGGCAUGAGGCGAGGCCCAAGUCGCUGAACCUCCCCACUGAGGUUAAACACCCUGGAGACCCCCAGAGAGGACUCAAGACCAAGACCAGGACCCCAGAGGAGAGGCCAAAGUGGCCCCAAGAGCAGGUUUGCAAUGGCUUGGAGCAGCCAAGGAAGCAGCAACGCUCUGAUCUCAAUGGACCCACUGACAAUAACAACAUCCCAGAGACAAAGAAGGUGGCAUCGUUUCCAAGCUUUGUGGCUGUUCCAGGGCCCUGUGAGCCGGAAGACCUCAUCGAUGGCAUCAUCUUCGCAGCCAACUACCUGGGCUCCACCCAGCUGCUCUCUGAGCGUAACCCCUCUAAAAACAUCCGAAUGAUGCAGGCUCAGGAAGCUGUCAGCAGGGUCAAGAAUUCUGAGGGCGAUGCUCAGACACUGACGGAAGUAGACCUCUUCAUCUCCACCCAGAGGAUCAAGGUUUUAAAUGCUGACACGCAGGAAACCAUGAUGGACCAUGCCUUGCGCACCAUCUCCUACAUUGCAGACAUCGGGAACAUCGUGGUUCUGAUGGCCAGACGCCGCAUGCCCCGGUCAGCCUCUCAGGACUGCAUUGAGACCACGCCUGGGGCCCAGGAGGGGAAGAAGCAGUACAAGAUGAUUUGUCACGUGUUCGAGUCAGAGGACGCCCAGCUGAUAGCCCAGUCUAUUGGGCAGGCCUUCAGUGUGGCCUACCAGGAGUUCCUGAGGGCCAAUGGCAUCAACCCUGAAGACCUGAGCCAGAAGGAAUACAGCGACAUCAUAAAUACCCAGGAGAUGUACAAUGAUGACCUCAUCCACUUCUCCAACUCGGAGAACUGCAAGGAGCUGCAGCUAGAGAAGCACAAGGGUGAGAUUUUGGGUGUGGUGGUCGUGGAAUCAGGCUGGGGCUCCAUCCUGCCCACUGUGAUCCUGGCGAAUAUGAUGAAUGGCGGGCCUGCAGCUCGUUCAGGGAAGCUGAGCAUUGGGGACCAGAUCAUGUCCAUCAAUGGCACCAGCCUGGUGGGGCUGCCCCUUGCUACCUGCCAGGGCAUCAUCAAGGGCCUGAAGAACCAAACGCAGGUAAAGCUCAACAUUGUCAGCUGUCCGCCGGUCACCACGGUCCUCAUCAAGCGUCCAGACCUCAAGUACCAGUUGGGCUUCAGCGUGCAGAAUGGAAUCAUCUGCAGCCUCAUGAGAGGGGGUAUUGCAGAGCGAGGUGGUGUCCGCGUCGGCCACCGUAUCAUCGAGAUCAACGGACAGAGUGUGGUAGCCACAGCCCAUGAGAAGAUAGUCCAGGCUCUGUCUAACUCCGUGGGAGAGGUCCCUGCAGGUUCAGGCAGUCUGCCAAACUCCCUCUGGUGGCCACCUGGUGACCAUGCAGAUUCACAUGAAGACCAUGCCUGCGGCCAUGUUCAGACUCCUCACAGGCCAGGAGACCCCUCUGUACAUCUAGGUUCACCCAGCCUCGCCAUGGAGCAGGGACGCCAGGCAGACCCACCUGGGCCCAGAGGAGCCAGAAAGCCAGGACAAAGCCCUGACCCCUGACCCCACAGCCCAGCCAAGAACUCUGGCUCCCCUGAAGGGUGUGUCCUCAUCA